This is a messenger RNA of Fusarium vanettenii 77-13-4, 1140 nucleotides long. RefSeq lists its product as uncharacterized. The transcript is spliced from 4 exons. Gene Ontology annotation, biological process: regulation of gene expression. Bases 1 to 1140 code for a protein of 379 amino acids. The record is from RefSeq and is a predicted model, not a curated record. Gene Ontology annotation, cellular component: nucleus. Lineage: Eukaryota; Fungi; Ascomycota; Sordariomycetes; Hypocreales; Nectriaceae.
AUGUCUUCCGAUCUUGAAAAGAUCUUUGGCGAGUUGGGCUUGACCCAGUACCUGGGCACAUUUGUCGAGCAGGGGUUUGAUGAGUGGGACAUUAUCCUUGACAUCCAGGAGUCAGACCUAGAGACCCCCCUCCGCAUAUGUGCUGUUCUCCAAUACUUCACCGAAAUCGCCAAACUUGUAGGAGAGAACUGGCAAAACCUUGAAGCGGUUGAGAAGGAAUCGUACGAGAGCCAGGCCAAUGCCGACAAAGAAAAGUACCAUCGAGACUUGAUGGAGUACAAGAAGACAGCCGACUACAGGAAGUAUAUGCAAUACCUCCAAGAGUUCAAAGAGAAGCAAGCCAAGCGAACUCAAGUCAACGAUGCAUCAAAACGACCUAAGCUGGACUCUGUCCGGUUACGCCAUGGAAGCAGCAGCAGCACAAUGACGCCCGGCGGCAACACGUCGAGUGCAAGUGGAAGUGGCAGCGAGAGACUUCAGGGGAGCGAGCCACCUCCAUCCAGGAGGGAGAGGUUGAAUUCGAUCGCAUCGGUAACUGAAUCGCAACACUCGUCAACGACACCGACGUUACCGUCGCAAGCGAAUUCGAACGACGACACCAUGUCAUCACCACGAGUCCUUCACUACGACAGCGGGAGCCCAAGAGAUUCGCAUCGCCAACCUCCGCAGCGUCAGUCGUCAUGGCGAGAAGGUGGCCCAACCCAUCAACACCUGCCAUCGUUGUCCAAUAUGCUCGAUGAUGGUAGGAAAGCCAUGCCGGCUGCGACCGGAUCCGAGGGUAACCCGUACUCGUCCGGCUUCGUAGCCGCCAACCAUCCCAGGUCGGUACCGGAGGUUCCGAAUGUGCUCCCUUCAGCGCCAGUGAGAGCACCGUUGCUCCGACACGAACAGUCCUCCAACAGCAGCGUUGGAUCGAUCAGUCCAGCAAACAGCUUUGCGCGGACACCCGGCGAGGGACCGCUACCGAUACACGCUCUCCUCUCGCACCACCAAACGAUGCCGACUCCGGCCGUGACUACGGCAGCAGUCUUUGAAAGGGGCUCGCCUGGUUCUGGCACUGGCGCAGUCAGUCCAAGCCCGACAGACCUAACACGGCCCCCUUUCGGGCAUGGGGCCGUGCCUAGGGGAUAUGGUACUUGA